AGAAGUUAUGCUGCUAGGUAUGGUGCCAGUAAGAUAAUUAUACUGCAGAUAUAUUAUUCGAACCGAUAGCUGACACUUAUGGUCUUGUAUCCUAGCCAAUCACACUGAUGCACGGCCCCUUGUCGAUUUGCAUGCGCCUCCUAUAAAGACGGCAGUGGAACGUUGUCCUUUCAAUCGACACUCGACAGACAUCAUGCCUGCUGACGUUGCCAAACCCGCUCCCAAGAAGGGCUCCAAGAAAGCCGUCUCCAAGACCGCAGUCAAGGGCGGCAAGAAGCGCCGAAAGACCAGGAAGGAGAGCUAUGCCAUUUAUGUGUACAAGGUGCUGAAGCAGGUCCACCCCGACACCGGCAUCUCCUCCAAGGCGAUGGGAAUCAUGAACUCCUUUGUCAACGACAUCUUUGAGCGCAUCGCUGGUGAGGCUUCUCGCCUUGCUCACUACAACAAGCGCUCCACCAUCACCUCCAGGGAGAUCCAGACCGCCGUCCGCCUGCUGCUCCCCGGUGAGCUGGCCAAGCACGCCGUGUCUGAGGGCACCAAGGCUGUGACCAAGUACACCAGCUCCAAGUAGACUCUACCACUUGAUCUCAAACAAACGGUCCUUUUAAGGACCACCCAACAAUACUACAAGAGCUCUCCUUUUUUUUUUUUUUGUAUUAUUCAAACUGAUUAAAAUCUGAAGCCUUGCGCAACUUUAUCAAGCCUGCGAGGAAAAAACUGUU
Gadus morhua (Atlantic cod) is the source of this 722-nucleotide messenger RNA. Its product is annotated as histone H2B 1/2-like. The transcript has a single exon. NCBI's taxonomy places the organism in Eukaryota, Metazoa, Chordata, Actinopteri, Gadiformes, Gadidae. The record is from RefSeq and is a predicted model, not a curated record. Gene Ontology annotation, molecular function: structural constituent of chromatin; protein heterodimerization activity; DNA binding. Gene Ontology annotation, cellular component: nucleosome. The coding region runs from base 194 to 571 and encodes 125 amino acids.